AUUAAACUAUUAUUAUUAAACUUUUUUAUCGCCGUAAUUAUUAGAUCCCUCCUAAUUUUACUAUCAACACUAUUUUCAAAGAAAACAAUUUUAGACCGAGAGAAAGUAUCCCCAUUUGAAUGUGGAUUUGAUCCUAAAAACACCUCUCGGAUCCCAUUUUCAAUUCGGUUUUUUUUAAUUGCUAUUGUAUUUUUAAUUUUUGAUAUCGAAAUUUCAAUUUUAUUACCUUUAGGAUUAAUUACAAAUUCUAUUCCUCCUAUCCUCUGAAUAACAGCAGGUGGAUUAUUUUUGCUGUUAGUAACAUUAGGAUUGUACUAUGAAUGAAAAGAAAAUACUUUGGAGUGGAUUACUU
Messenger RNA from Amphibalanus amphitrite, 352 nucleotides. The record is from the annotation of a RefSeq genome assembly. Lineage: Eukaryota; Metazoa; Arthropoda; Thecostraca; Balanomorpha; Balanidae.